CCCCACACCAGCUCUUCGCGAUGAUCCCUCUGACCACCUUAGCCCAGCCACUGCGGCUCUGGCCUCAGCUACCACCUCCCCCACCUCGCACGCAUCCUCUCACAGUCCGUCAUUACCAUCGGUUGCCUCGCUGAGUGGCCCUCCAAUGCCAGGGAGCCCCCCUUCUCUGGAGGCCCCCUCGCCUCCUUCAGCACAGACCCCACCCUCAACCCCUCUGAGGGUUUCUCACUCCCAGUGGACGGUGGGGGUGCGGACGUUUGUGGUCGACUCCCCCAGUUUCAGCGCGAACAUCUCCCCUGCUCCCGCUCGCCCCUCAGGCCUAUCCAGGCACUGCACUCCACACACUCACACCCCUCCUCUCUCCCCCACUACCAGGCCCACCCAGCCAGGAUCUGCUCCCUCCUCUCCCUAUCGGUCCCCUGGUCUGGGUCUCAGACGGUCCACGUGGAGCCCCUCACCUCGAACUCGUCCCGUGCCCAGCAUGACACGCUCAUCCGUCCUUUACACUCCCUCCUCAUCCUCCCCUUACUCCUUCCCUUACUCCCCAUCUUCUUCCCACAGCUAUUCAUCUGCCUAUUACAGCUCCCCUUCUGCUUUUACCCCCUCUAGCUCCUACCUCACCUCUGGCACCUCCACCUCCUACAGCCAUUCCUCCCACUACACGCCCCUCUACCCCAGAUUCUACAGCUCCUACAGGCCCCGGGAAUGACGCUGUACUGCAAGUCUGUCAAAGGCUACUGCACUGAGCUCCCCGUUUCUAACAAACUGCAGCCCCCAUAACACUUCUCUUUUAUCACCUAAGAGGGGGCUCACAGAAAGGAGGACAGACUGGUUUCCUGUGCCUAAGCCGUGGCCAGUGGGUUCUGAAUGUUCAGUGACUUUGCUCAGGGAUUAUAUGGAGCACAAACGUCCCCGCCUUCUUUUAUUCUGAGACUGCUGACUGGUUCACACUUGGAUGGACAUUAACU
Messenger RNA from Haplochromis burtoni (Burton's mouthbrooder), 968 nucleotides. Its product is annotated as DNA-directed RNA polymerase II subunit RPB1-like. Lineage: Eukaryota; Metazoa; Chordata; Actinopteri; Cichliformes; Cichlidae. Gene Ontology annotation, cellular component: cytosol; Golgi apparatus. Gene Ontology annotation, biological process: positive regulation of receptor-mediated endocytosis; protein localization to organelle; regulation of microtubule cytoskeleton organization. Gene Ontology annotation, molecular function: dynein complex binding; cytoskeletal adaptor activity; dynactin binding. The record is from RefSeq and is a predicted model, not a curated record.